AUGCGACUUCUGGACUGCGACAACGACCGGUUUCAGCUAAUCAAGGCACCAGCUGGUAACAUACCCAGAUAUGCCAUUCUAUCGCACACAUGGGACUCAGAUACCCAAGAGGUCACUUUUAGGGACCUGGUCGACGGCACUGGGAUAGAGAAGACUGGCUACGAUAAGAUCAGGUUUUGCGCUGCGCAAGCAAGACGUGACGGCCUGCGAUACAUAUGGGUGGACACCUGCUGUAUUGACAAAGCAAAUAACACUGAGCUUGCCGAGGCAAUCAAUUCCAUGUUUCGUUGGUAUCAGAACGCAUCUAGAUGCUAUGCCUACUUAUCGGAUAUAUCAGAUGCUGGCCCAACAAAUGAUAGCCAGCAGUCUGAGCUCAUAUGGGAGUCGGCUUUUCGGAAGAGUAGAUGGUUUACCCGGGGCUGGACGCUGCAAGAGCUUCUAGCACCAGCCUCAGUCGAAUUUUUCACAAAGGGUGGCCUGCGGCUUGGUGACAAAAGGACUCUCGAGCGACAAAUUCACGAAAUAACCAAUAUUGCGGUUGAAGCACUUCGGGGAAACGACCUUUCGAUGUUUACCGUUGAGGAACGGUUCAAAUGGGCCGAGACACGGCAGACGACCCUCGAAGAAGAUUGGACCUAUUGUCUACUAGGCAUUUUCGGAGUAUUUAUGCCGCUGAUAUAUGGCGAAGGGAAGACAAACGCAGUUCGUCGACUCAAAAAAGAGAUUGAUGAUGCCACGAGCUACGACGAUGGUCCUAGCAGCCAAGCAGCUAAGAGUUGGACCUGGAUGGUACCAUUUGAACGGAAUUACUCCUUCACCAGCCGCGAGUCCGAUCUAAAAAGACUACACCAGAUGCUUUUCACGGGACAACAUACUGCCAAGGUUGCCAUCUCAGGACUUGGCGGCGUCGGCAAGACACAGUUGGCUCUUGAAUUGGCCUAUCGAAUCAGGGAAGAACAUGACAGUUGCUCGGUCAUAUGGAUUCCCGCAACCAACAGAGAAAGUUUAGAGCAGGCAUACCUCAAUGCUGCCGCAAAGCUGGGAAUGUCCGGAUUUGACAAUGCAAAAACGGACGUGAAGAGGCUUGUGCAGGAUCACCUAAGCAGCGAGAGCGCAGGCAGGUGGCUUUUGGUGUUCGACAACGCUGAUGACAUCGGCAUGUGGGUUGAUAAGUCCUCGCAGGAGUCCAGUCGCCUGAUUGACUACAUGCCAAAAAGCAUCCAUGGGUCUAUAGUCUUCACAACUCGCGACAAGAAGACGGCUGUGAGACUCGCGGGCCGAAAUGUAGUGGAACUAUCGGAAAUGAACGAAGAGGAUGGCAACAAGCUGUUUGGGAAGCACCUAGUUGACCAGGAUCUUGUGAGUCAAGGAGAUGUAGCUGCCCUACUCAUCCAACUCAUGUACCUCCCACUAGCCAUUGUCCAAGCCGCGGUGUAUAUUAAUACAAACGGAAUUGGCCCGGGAGACUAUCUGUUGCUCCUGGAGGAGCAAGAAGAAGAUGUAAUUGAUCUUCUCAGCGAAGAUUUUGAAGACGAUGGCCGUUAUCACGAUGUGAAGAACCCCAUAGCCACCACUUGGCUUAUCUCCUUUGAGCAAAUAAGGCAUCGCGAUCCCCUUGCAGCAGACUACCUGUCUUUCAUGGCUUGUGUAGAUGCUAAAGAUAUCCCUCAAUCGCUUCUUCCACCGGGUCAAUCGCGGAAGCAAGAGAUAGAAGCUAUGGGGACGCUACAAGGUUACUCAUUCAUAGCCAAGCGAUCUGCAGACUCAGUUGUAACGGUCCAUAGAUUGGUGCACUUGGCAAUGAGAAACUGGCUCCGAAAAGAAGGGUUAUUACCCAACUGGACGAGCAGGACCAUCGCAAGGCUAGCAAAAGAUAUGGGAAACAUUGGCUAUGAUAGAAGGGCGUGGAGACCGUGUAUGCCACAUGCACAUUACGUGCUCGGGUCAACGCUGAUUAGCGAGGAUGAUGAAGGCAGGCUUGAUCUGUUAAGAAAGUAUGGAAAGUGCCUUUAUAACGACGGGCGAUACCAGGAGGCGGAAAUUACAUUCCAACGAGUGAUGGAGAAUCUCAAGAUAAAACUUGGGAUUGAUCACCCGGAGACGCUACGCAGCAUUAGUAACCUAGCAUCGACAUACCGGACGCAAGGUCAAUGGGAAGAGGCUGAAAAGCUGGACGUGCAGGCGGUGGAGGGCCUCAAGAUGAAAAUUGGGGUUGAUCAUCCUGAUACGCUAAUCAGCAUGGGUAACCUAGCAUUAACGUAUGUAAAGCAAGGCCGGUUGAGAGAAGCUGAAAAGCUGCAGCUGCAAGUGAUGGAAGGUCUUAAGAGGAAGCUUGGGGUUGAUCAUGGAGACACAUUAAUUAGUAUGGUUAACUUGGGAUCAACAUACCGGAGGCAAGGUCGAUGGGGAGAAGCCGAGAAGCUGCAAUUGCGGGCGAUCGAGGGUUUUAAGACAAGACAUGGGGUUGAUCACCCUGAUACGCUGAUUGGUAUGAGUAACCUGGCAUCGACAUACCGGAGACAAAGCCGGUGGGAAGAGGCCGAGAAGCUACAGCUGCAACUGGUUGAGACUUGCAAAACGAAGCUUGGAGCUAAUCAUCCAGACACACUGCAUUACAUGAGCAAACUCGCUUUUCUUUGGAAAGACAGGAAUCGCCACGAAGUCGCUCUAGGAUUAAUGCAGACUUGCUACGAUCUGCAGCAACUCACACUGGGCGCAAGUCAUCCAAGAACUAUGGCCACACAAUCGACUCUAAGAGCAUGGCAGAGAGGAGUAAAAUAA
Trichoderma virens Gv29-8 is the source of this 2781-nucleotide messenger RNA. RefSeq lists its product as uncharacterized. Bases 1 to 2781 code for a protein of 926 amino acids. The record is from RefSeq and is a predicted model, not a curated record. The transcript has 2 exons. Lineage: Eukaryota; Fungi; Ascomycota; Sordariomycetes; Hypocreales; Hypocreaceae. Gene Ontology annotation, molecular function: ADP binding; protein binding.